Molecule: messenger RNA, 4403 nt
Organism: Scleropages formosus (Asian bonytongue)
Lineage: Eukaryota; Metazoa; Chordata; Actinopteri; Osteoglossiformes; Osteoglossidae
Gene: invs
Product: inversin
Exons: 19
Coding region: 575-3499 (974 amino acids)
Molecular function (GO): protein binding
Source: RefSeq, a predicted model, not a curated record
AAGAAAAAAAAAAAAAUCGGGAUCCAGAUGUGUCCGUGGUCCCGCUUAAAAUGGUACUGAACUAUUAACUUCAUAGCUCUCGGUUCUGUUUUGUGCUUUUCUGUGCUGAACGAACAGCGAGAAGGUUGUGUUAUAUUAAAAAAAAAAAUACAUGUGGAUGGUCAGUUCUGAGUAGCCAUGGCAUGGAUCUGCAAACUUUCCCCCCCGUGGACAGUGAGAGUGAGUGAGGUCCAGUCCAGAGCUCACCUGCGGCAUUAAGAACCCCAAACGGGGCGUUGGAUCGGCGAGAGUCGGGGAAUAAGAGGCCUGUCUGUCUCAGCCAGGAUGAAAAAAGGCAAAUAAUCCAAUCACCGGGUUUGCAUAUCGCCAAAAAGGAAUGCCAAAGUCUCCGGGCUCCUCAUAUCCGUCAUAAAUCAGUGUGAAGUUGGUGGGAUUUGGACAGUGUGUUUUCAGGAAAACCAAGUUAUAAAAGCCUGCAAAGGCCUCGUUCACUGGGUGUUCCAUUGUCCUGUCAGCCCCUUUGACGAUGGACUGAGUUUGACGGCACCUUCUCAAGUUGCCUGCAAGAACAGCUAUGGCAGCCCCCCUGCUGCCCCUCAGUGCAGCUGACCCUGCCCCCCCAGGCUCCACCCUCCUGGGCUCCCAGGUGCAUGCGGCAGCAGUGAACGGAGACAGGAGCGCCCUUCACCGGCUGAUCACAGCAGACCCCAGCCUUCGGGACAAGGAGGACCAGUUCGGCCGCACACCCCUCAUGUACUGCGUGCUGGCGGACCGUCUAGACUGUGCCGUGAUCCUGCUGAAGGCCGGCGCCUCCGUCAACAAGGCGGACCGCAGCAAGCGCACCGCCCUUCACCUGGCCGCACAGAAGGGCAACGUGCGCUUCCUGAAGUUGCUUCUGUCGCGGAGGGCCGACUGGCUGCAGAAGGACCUGGAAGAGAUGACCCCACUGCACCUGGCCACACGCCAUCGCAGCCCCAAGUGUCUGGCCCUGCUGCUCAAACACAUGGCGCCGGGGGAGGUUGACACACAGGACAAGAACAAGCAGACAGCCUUACACUGGAGUGCUUUCUACAACCACCCCGAACACGUGAAGCUGCUCAUCAAGCAUGACUCCAACAUCGGCAUCCCUGACAUCGAGGGCAAGAUUCCACUGCACUGGGCCACCCACAACAAGGACCCCAAUGCCACGCAAACCGUUCGCUGCAUCCUGGAGGCUGCCCCCACAGAGAGCCUGCUCAACUGGCAGGACUACGAAGGCCGCACACCAUUGCACUUUGCCGUCGCUGAUGGCAACGAGGCCGUGGUGGAGGUGCUGACUUCGUACGAGGGCUGCAGCGUUACGGCCUAUGACAACCUCUUCAGGACCCCACUGCACUGGGCAGCACUGCUGGGCCAUGCCAAGAUUGUGCACCUGCUCCUGGAGAGGAACAAGUCGGGCACCAUUCCGUCAGACAGCCAGGGUGCGACACCGCUGCACUAUGGUGCACAGAGCAACUUCGCCGAUACCGUGUCCGUAUUCCUGCGACACCCGUCUGUCAGGGACGACCCCGACCUCGAGGGGCGCACCGCCUUCAUGUGGGCCGCUGGGAAGGGCAGCGACGACGUCAUGAGCACCAUGCUGAACCUCAAGAAGGACAUCGACAUCAACAUGGCCGACAAAUACGGGGGCACUGCCCUGCAUGCCGCCGCUCUCUCGGGCCACGUGAGCACUGUCCGGCUGCUGCUGGAGCGUGGGGCCAUGGUGGAUGCACUGGACGUCAUGAAGCACACGCCGCUGUUCCGCGCCUGCGAAAUGGGCCAUCGCGAUGUCAUCCUCACCCUCAUUAAAGGCGGGGCCCGUGUGGACCUGGUGGACCUGGACGGACACACGGCGCUGCACUGGGCAGCCCUGGGCGGCAACGCGGAGGUGUGUCAGAUCCUCAUGGAGAACGGGAUCUCCCCCAACGUUCAGGACCAGGCGGGUCGAACACCACUGCAGUGCGCAGCCUAUGGCGGAUACAUCAGCUGUAUGGCAGUCCUCAUGGAGAACCGAGCUGACCCCAACAUCCAGGACAAAGAGGGCAGGACGGCCCUCCACUGGUCCUGCAACAACGGCUACCUGGACGCCGUGAAGCUGCUUCUCGGAUACAACGCCUUCCCCAACCACAUGGAGCACAACGAGGAGAGGUACACACCCUUGGACUACGCCCUGCUUGGGGAGCACCAGGAGGUGACGCAGUUCAUGCUGGAACAUGGCGCCCUGUCCAUUGCUGCCAUCCAGGACAUCGCCGCCUCCACCAUCCAGGCCGUGUACAAGGGCUACAAGGUGCGCAAGGCGUUCCGCGAGCGCAAGAACCUGCUCAUGAGACACGAGCAGCUGCGACGGGACGCUGCCAAGAAACGGGAGGAGGAGCAGCAGCGGAAGCGGGAGGCAGAGCUACAGGGGUCAGCGAUCAGGGCGCAACAGGGCAUCGCGGCGCUGUCCGUGUCGGAGCCCGAGGGACGGGUGCAGGGUGGGGGCCCCGGGGGUCCUAUUUCCAGCAAAGCAUCCCGAGCCGAACGGGUCCAGAGCCGCACCUCCAAGGGGAGACCGGGGGAGCGGCGGCGGAGCAGGGAGCGGAGGAGCAGGGUCUCUAAGAGCGAGCAGUGCGAUAACCAGUCCAGUGUGGCCACACCUCCUGCCACAGUAACCAGCCCUGAGUCAAAGCCUUCGGCGCCCCUUGGGGAGAGCCCCCGGGGUCCCAAUCAUCGAAAGACCACCGGGCCGGGUGUGAAGGGGCCUGACGGUGCACGACCAUCUCCUGCGGGAUCCAGCAGACCAGGUAGCGCUCAGGUGCCGUGCCCCCGAGGAACGCCGCAGGCCACCCAUGGCCCCGUACAACCAUCACGGGGGAAGGCCCCUCGCUCUGCCCACUGUGUUAACCCCACCCCCUGCAUCACACACCUGACCCCCACGGGCUCCUCCCCGGGACCCAGCAGCAGCAUGGAGCACGAGCCUCAGGUCAUCAGGCCACAGGUGCUGGAGAGGGAGUCAUUUCAGAGGAAGAACCAGGCGGCCCGGACCAUCCAGAGGGCCUGGAGGAGGGUCCACAUGUGGCGCAGGCUGAAGGGGGCGCUCUCCGGGAUGGAGCAGGGGGAGGGGUCGGCCGACACCACCACUUCCCUCCUUGUCCAGCUGCUGUGGGACCGCCCUGCAGGGCUCUUUCCCUCCCAGAAGAAUGCCCCGCCCCUGGCUGAGCAUCGAGUUCCGCUCUCAAAGGCUGCCGGCAAGAGAAACACGGUUCUCCAGAACAUCUACGGGCCCACUCAGGCCAGGAGGGGGCGCCCUGUCCGGAGCGCCGCGCUCACCUCCCGCAGCCACUCGCAGAUCCUGCUGGACCUGUCCCUGAGAACCAACACGCCUCUGGGCAGCGUCGAGUGUGUUCACCUGCUGGAUGCGGUGGGUCAGGCCCACCACUAUUCUUACCACAUGAGACCCCAGAGCGCCACCCGGGGGCCAAAGAACCGCCCAAAACACUGAGGCCGUCUGGACCCUCCAGUCGUGUGACGCGGUCGAGCUCCUCUACAGCCACCCUAAAUGCCCCGUGUCUGGGAGGAAGGGGGGGUUGAGACAUGUUCCCCUACGCGACCACACCGCUGGGUGUCCCUGGGACAGAGGACGGCCGAGUACAGAGGGAGCUGACCGAAAGGAUGGACUCCAACCUGUCCAGCGCGGGACCGCAGGUGUCAGUACCAUGGCAGAGGGAGUGAGUAAGAAGAGCGGUCAAACAGUGCAGCCUCAGGAAAGGCCCAGUUCCCAUCUCUUAGCAAUGGAUUAUCAACCGCGCAAAGCUUUCUUUCCACAUUGUAAGAAUGAAACUUGUUUAAACAUUGAACAUUUUUCUACAUACGUAGAAAAGAUUUAUAAUUUAACAUAUGACACGCGGCUCUGUCCCGUCACAUACAUGUGUUUUCUCGGAACCUAAAAGCAACUCGUUUCGGCGCACAGCUGGCCGAACUCCAGCAGGGGGCUGCGAACACGGCGCCUCUUGUGGGAUGUGACCUUUUUUUUUUCCCCACGCGGGAGGAACGCAGUCGUCUCUCAGCGCCAGGCCAUACGGCACUCCCACCUGCAGCCUCCGGGGCGAGGGGGUUGGGCUGGGCCAUAGUGGUGCUGGUCCCCCCCCUUCACCUUAAGUGACAUCUUCCACAAAAAAAAGCAGCAGAGGUAUUUAUUCAUGGUACAUCUCACAUUUACCUCGAUCGGCCCAGGCACUAGUGUGUAGUGUCCAUGGAUUCUAUGCGAUAUUAAGUAUUAUUAUCAUGAACCAUUAUUAUGUCAGCGUUCAGAGACAGGGUGGAAAAUUUUGAAUUCUAUCUGCUGUAAUGGUUCAUACGUUUUUUGUAAUCGUGAACAAAUACCUCAGUUUUUUUUUUUUUUUUUA